Molecule: messenger RNA, 1464 nt
Organism: Lactuca sativa (garden lettuce)
Lineage: Eukaryota; Viridiplantae; Streptophyta; Magnoliopsida; Asterales; Asteraceae
Source: RefSeq, a predicted model, not a curated record
AUGGACAUAAAUAUUCUAGAUUUUAAUAGAGGAGACAACGAUGUGGAAAAGAAGACAAGAAUUCUCUACAAUGACAUUGUAGACCGAUGGAAGGGAUGUAGUGCUGCAUGGUUGCACCCACAAGAGAUCGCGGUGACCCGCCUUUUUGGAAACUCUGUUUCGCCAAACUUUGCCGCUUCUUCGCCACCCUUUGUCCUCCUGCUAUUUUAUAUGGAUUCUCUAGGCUGUUCAAAACAACACCGAGUGACUGUGUGGAACUUCCCGGACGAUAUUUUAUUAAACAUAUUCAUUCAGUUACCGGCUAAACAGCUUGCUCAGAUGAGAUGUCUCUCCAAAUCUUGGAAUGCACUUUUAUCUGUACCCUCUUUCAUAAAAUCCCACCUUCAUCGCUCAAUCCAAAACAACAAAAACGAUGGAAUUCUAUUGUUCUUUACCAAGCCAUUUUCUUUCGACUCUAAACCAUUCAUAGCACGCCCUUAUCGAUCUCCCAAUCUGGAACUCACUAAUUUCAUCAAGCUCCCAGUUAAACCCCAAUCUGAAAAUAGUCGUGGCAAAGUCAUUGGAUCUGUUAACGGCUUAAUAUGCUUUAAAUACGGAUCAAAUCAUAAGCCCAAACAUACGUUGUGCAAAAGAGAUCCUGAUUCUUAUUUUAUUUAUGGAUCAGAUCAUGGUUCUGAGGACAUUUACAUAUGGAACCCUUCCCUCUCUGCCUUGUUAACUCUCCCACCAUAUUCUAUGCCUUCCCAUUCCAUCCAACAGUUUUUUCGACUUGGAUUUGAUCCCAAAACUGAUGAUUAUAAAGUUGUGAAGAUUACACGACGUCUUUUGAUAUUACCAAACGCAAUUGCCUAUAUGGAGUGGCUUCCGGUUGAGAUUUAUAGCAUGAGAAAGGGUUCAUGGAAGUUCAUCACUCAACGUGUUCCAUUGCACUACCAAGAAAUUUACGAUUUUGAUUAUCUCUGUGUAGAUGGCCAUGUCGGCCAUCUUCAUUGGCAUGGUGGUUAUUAUUUAGGGAAGUUGGUUUCAAAAACCAUAUUGGCAUUUGAUUUGGAUGCAGAGACUUUCAGUGAGAUAACUCUUCCAGAUUCUGUCAACGGUGAUAAUGUGAAUAAUGUCUCCACGAUCAUAGGAGUUUUGGACGGAAAACUAUGUGCGAUAUCAAAGGCCCACCCAGAUUAUGAGUGUGUGGUGUGGGUUAUGGAUGAAUAUGGGGUGGCUGAGUCAUGGGUGAAACAUCAUGUCUUUCCUUCUUUUAGAGGUGAUAUAUAUCCAUAUGGAUUUACAUUACAAAAUGAGUUUCUUUUUCAACUUAGUUUUCGAGUUUCAAGAUUUAGCCAUGCUUUAUACGAUCCAGUUGCAGCCAAGACUAAAAUCUUCAAGUUUGUUACUUAUAUGGAUAGAGAAAAAGUUGUUGAUUAUGUCGACAGUCUUGUUUGGUGUUUUAGUUUCCAUCAAAGUCUUUAG